Eupeodes corollae is the source of this 1366-nucleotide messenger RNA. RefSeq names its product amine sulfotransferase. The coding region runs from base 259 to 1269 and encodes 336 amino acids. Gene Ontology annotation, biological process: sulfation. Lineage: Eukaryota; Metazoa; Arthropoda; Insecta; Diptera; Syrphidae. Gene Ontology annotation, molecular function: sulfotransferase activity. Gene Ontology annotation, cellular component: cytoplasm. The transcript has 5 exons. The record is from RefSeq and is a predicted model, not a curated record.
CCAAAGUCAAGCUUUCUGUAACCAACAAAGUCAUUGAAUGACUGGCACAGUCGAUUGGUAUCCACCGAAUGGUCAAGUUCGAUAAAAUAAAGCUAAAGCCCAUCAGUUCAACAAAUAAGUAACUGGCAGUAAGUACAAGUGGCCGAAAAGAGUGAAGUGUGUUUAUAAUUGAAGAAGCGAAAGUUGUCACAAUUGCAGUCGUAUAGCGUAUAAUACAUUUAAUAUUGGCAUCCGUGAUCGAGUGAUUUAUAAAUAAAUAUGCCUAAAUCAUUCUUCUACGAUGAACCCGUUCCUAACGAACUAAUUCCAAAAAUGAUAAUAACCGGUGGAUAUACAUCUGUGUACACAGAAGAAGCACCUUUGGUACCGAUUGUUGGCGAUUGGAAGAAAAGGUAUUGCACUUUAGCUGAGUCAUUUACUCCAAUACUUGACAGAGUGCAUAAUUUCGAAGUAAGAGAAAGUGAUGUCUGGAUACUAACAAGUACUAAAUGCGGUACAACAUGGGCACAAGAAAUGACCUGGUUAAUAUUGAAUGAUUUUGAUUUCGAAAAAGCAAAAGAAGUAGAUCUCACAUUACGAUCACCUUUUCUGGAGUUCAACGGUGUUGUGCCAAAUGUAGAGCAUGAUACUAUGAAACAUGCUGAAGAAAUGGAUUCACCAAGACUAAUCAAGUCACAUCUCCCAAUACCACUUUUGCCAAAACAACUCUGGACUAAGAAGCCCAAGAUUAUUUACGUCUUCCGAAAUCCAAAAGAUGCUGCAAUAUCUUAUUUCCACCAUUGGAGGGGCAUGGUUGGCUACAAAGGAACCAAAGAAGAAUUCAUGCAUGCUUACAUGGAUGGUUACGUGAAUUUCAAUCCAUUCUGGCCACAUGUCCUGGACUUUUGGCAUUUGCGCGAAAAGCAAAAUAUUUAUUUCACCAGCUAUGAACGUAUGAAAUUCGAUCUUCGUGCUGUUGUAUCAGACGUUUGCCAAUUUUUGAAUAAAAAAAUUUCAUUUGAUGAAAUGGAAAAACUUGUGGAUCAUUUGUCAUUUGAUAAAAUGAAAGUAAAUCCCGCAUGCAAUCAUGAGAAAGAAUUCCAAAGUAUCAAACAAGCAGCUGGAGUGGAAGUUGAGGAAUUCAGCAGAUUCGUCCGAAGAGGUGUAGUUGGAAGUCAUAAGGAUGAAUUGCCACAUGAAGUAAUUGAAGAAUUCGAUGAAUGGACUGACGAUAAUUUAAAAGAUUUUAAUCUAACAGUUGAUGAAAUAAUUUCAUAUCAUAAAUAUUAGGAAAAAAAUAAUAAUUUCGAUUAUUCUUAAGAUACAAUUAAUUUAUAUAAAUAUAUUCAAUAGAUAAUAAUCAUUAUUUUCUUAAAUUCUCAUUUAA